UUACACUACCUAUGGCCUCACGCCGACAUCACUUACAGAAAGCUUGAGGAAGUUCCAUAAGAGUUAGAACCGGACUGAUGUCCUCCACUGUUCUUCGAGUCGCUUCGUUUACCUUUGUUACCGCGUCAUCUCAGAUCGUGUUUUGAUCGCAGAAUUACUUUAGUCUGUCGUUGUUAGCUUCCAAUAUUUCCAAUCUCACUUACGCUUAACUGGAACCCUCAAUGUUUUCGCCGACGCCAGGAAAGAUAACAGCAUUCAAAAAUGGAGACAUUAUCUCUGGUGGCCGGACUGUGACAAAUGAGCUAUACGUUGACGGGGCCACCGGACGUAUAUUGGACGGCUUCGAGUUUCCUGAAGGCGAAAGAGUGGUAGAGGAUAGGACAGUAGACCUCAAGGGUCGGAUCCUAUGCCCGGGGUUCAUCGAUAUGCAAUUCAAUGGUGCUUUUAACGUGGACUUAUCCCGCCUGCCGUCUAAUGGUGACAUUAACUCCUUUAAGAAUGAUAUUCGUGUCAUGAACCAGAGACUAGUUAGGACAGGCGUGACGAGUUAUCUGGCAACAAUGACAAGUCAGAAGCCGGAAGUGUAUCAGAAGAUCCUCCCUAUAAUCGGGGCAACCAAUCCGGAAAGAGUUCCAAAUAUGGGUUCUCAAUCUCUUGGCGCACAUUGUGAAGGCCCUUUCUUGAACAUUGACAAAAGUGGCUGCCACGACGUUGAUGCUGUUAAAGCUGUCGGGGGCGACUGUAGUCUAGAGCGUCUCGUUAGUUGUUACGGAGGGCUAAAUCUUGGAUUUGCGGACCACCAAACGACCCAGUCGGCUGUCAACACCCCUGUGAAGAUGAUUACUAUAGCACCUGAGCUUCCAGGCGCUCUUGAUACCAUUCAUCAUCUCACAAAAAAAGGAAUUGUAGCCAGCAUCGGCCACACGAAAGCUAACUAUGAAGAGUCCAUUGCCGCGAUUCAAGCAGGAGCAAGAUCCAUUACUCACCUAUUCAACACAAUGUGCCCCUUUCAUCAUCGUGAGCCCGGACCACUCGGAACUAUUGCUUUCUCAAGCACCAAGGCCAAUACAGCACGUAUCGAGCCUGAUAAAAGACCCUAUUUCGGAAUUAUUGCAGAUGGGAUACACGUCCAUCCUGCCAGCGUCAAUUUGGCGUGGAGAUGCCAUCCCCAAGGGUUCAUCCUGGUUACAGAUGCAAGUAUGAUUGCAGGAUGUGAAGAUGGGGUCUAUGAGUGGACUGGAGGAAGAAAUAUAGAAAAGAGAGGCGCCAAAAUUACCCUGGAAGGAACAGAUACUAUUGCAGGAAGCGCGGUUACUUUGAUGGAUUGUGUCAAUAAUUUCAUCAACUUCACCGGGGCUUCUGUGGCAGAAGCUAUCAGCGCCGUGACAUCGACUCCGGCCGCGUUGCUAGGAAUUUCUGACAGGAAAGGGAAUGUGAUUCCUGGUGCUGAUGCAGACCUUCUCGUGUUGAAGAGAGAAGACAGCAUAGGAGGCACGAAACUAAUCGUAGAGCAGGUAUGGAAGUUCGGUAACAAAGUCUUCGACAUUGCAGAGGACAGUAACAGACUGGCCGCCAUAAAAUCUCGAGUAUAACUUUUUCCGUAAACUCAGUUUUUUUUUUGUUUUUUUUCCAUGAUAUGAGCCGAUUAACACUCGGCUCUGGCGAUUAUUCCAUGACUCAUAGAGACGGCAAAUCAAGAUAGAAACACAUAAUGUCAGGCGAGGGGCAAAGGAUGCCACAACAUGAAACUAAUUCUCCAAAGUACUUUUUUCUUCCUCCAUCCGAUGGAAACGAGGCGGGUCUCCGUCUGUCACCGGCGCGAUGUGUCAUGACAUGAUAAGUGAGUCGAUGUGUUCGAGUUGCAGGAACAAAUUCCGCGAUAGAUGUGAUGUGAGGCAGUUCCCCUCAAUGGAGGCUUCAUUCGCGGUUGA
Molecule: messenger RNA, 1931 nt
Organism: Paecilomyces variotii
Lineage: Eukaryota; Fungi; Ascomycota; Eurotiomycetes; Eurotiales; Thermoascaceae
Exons: 3
Coding region: 222-1592 (456 amino acids)
Biological process (GO): N-acetylglucosamine catabolic process
Molecular function (GO): N-acetylglucosamine-6-phosphate deacetylase activity
Source: RefSeq, a predicted model, not a curated record